CACUUAUCAACAUGUCUGCCUCCAUGGUGCGAGCGACCGUCCGGGCGGUCAGUAAAAGGAAGAUCUUACCCGCAAGAGCUGCCCUGACACUGACUCCAGCAGCUGUGACUAAGAUCAGAUUGUUGUUGCUGGACAAACCAGAAUAUAUUGGUUUAAAGGUUGGAGUGAGAACACGUGGCUGUAAUGGACUGACUUACACACUGGACUACACAAAGGACAGAGAAAAAUCAGAUGAAGAAGUACUGCAGGAUGGUGUGCGAGUGUUUAUAGAGAAGAAGGCUCAGCUGACCCUUCUGGGAACUGAGAUGGACUUUGUGGAGUCAAAGCUGUCCAGUGAAUUUGUCUUCAACAAUCCCAACAUCAAGGGCACAUGUGGCUGUGGAGAAAGCUUCAACAUGUGAGCGUCAUGGAGCCUCCGUCCUCUUACCCUCCCUGCUCCAAAACCCCAUCUCAUCUAUGAAGACUGAGAGACUGUUGACGAGGAAGUCGGACGUGAGGAAAUCUUUGACAUAUAAACAUCCUUGAGUUCCUGCCAAUGCUCUUCCUGCAGACCACUCCCAUAUAAGUACUAGUAUGCAUUUUCAUGCUUCGAGGAAGAACUCAAUACAGUCUGUAGUCGAAAUCAUCUUAUCAGAAGUAAAUAGGUUCUUAUUCAUCUGACAUUGACGCCACUUUUACUUCUCGGCUCUGUAUUUAGAAAACCAGAGGACCUCUGAACCAUUGUGUUUUUAAUUCAAAGAAUGGUUUCCGUGUUACACAUAAGUGCACAUUCGUUUUCCAGAUAUUCAGUCGAAUCUCAUGUUGUAUUAAAUGCAGGGAAACAUGAAAAAGCAUGGCUCGUGAAUGUGCACACAAAGCUGAGUGAUGGUUUGGUAAAGCUAAGAGGGUGCAGCAUGAUACCGGGAAGUAUCCUGCUUCCAUGUUUGAAUCUAUCCACCAAAGUCCAGAAGGAAGGCAGAACCAGCAUGGCCUACUUGAUAAACACACUGUCAGAGCUGUGGUUUAUCAUCCAUGCCAUGUAACCAGUGGUUGGCCAGGAAAAAAAAAAAGGGGGGGACGAGUUUGAGUGUCUUGAAACUGUUUUAUCAGUUUGUAAAGUUAGAAAUUAUAUAUUUAUCUCUGUGUGUAAAUAUACAAAAAUGUAAAUUCCUUGAAUAACACAUGCGCACAAAAUAGCAAGCAACGCACAAAACAUGUAUUCCUACAUGUACACAAGGUUUCCAGUGAGGUUUUUUUUUUUCUGCUCAAUCAAUGCCAGGACUUUGUGUUCGCAUAGACUGUGUGCUCUUAAGAUUUGUAGCCUGUGCAAUAUGUCGGUGUACAUAUGAAAUAAUAAAUAGCUAAACUGAG
Messenger RNA from Cololabis saira (Pacific saury), 1350 nucleotides. It is a transcript of the gene isca1, whose product is annotated as iron-sulfur cluster assembly 1. Lineage: Eukaryota; Metazoa; Chordata; Actinopteri; Beloniformes; Belonidae. The transcript is spliced from 4 exons. Gene Ontology annotation, biological process: iron-sulfur cluster assembly. Gene Ontology annotation, molecular function: 2 iron, 2 sulfur cluster binding. The record is from RefSeq and is a predicted model, not a curated record. Gene Ontology annotation, cellular component: cytoplasm; mitochondrion. The coding region runs from base 12 to 401 and encodes 129 amino acids.